GCAGUGUGCACCGACAUGUGUUAACUAACCAUCACUGGACCGAUAGAUAUCUUCACUGAAACACAGCCUCCUCCGUAACUGUGACCGCGAGGGAACGCCAACCAGAGCUGCAGUAGGAGUGGUCGAGGACGCUGCAGGGCACCCUACUGACAACGUCAAUACCACACCGGGGACCUUCUGACGGAGAACCAUUCACUGACAGUAAAGCUUCAAGUACACACACGUUCUGAUCGUGUCUCGUUCACCAGAGUUUUUCUACAGAUCUGAAUCUUCAAGCUAAACAUGCUCUAUAACUGGAACGUCAAAUCGAAAUGGAAAAUUACACCUGGUCUUGAAGAUCUUCACUGGAAUUGACUUUUGUUUGUGAAAACUAUUACAUGUCGAUUAGAUCGAAGCAUUUGCAACGGAUCGGUCUAAAACACCACCCAAGUCUUUUCCGAUUUAGAUCCAGAAUGUUUAAAUUUUUUUACCUGUUUUAAUUCACACUGGAUUCGUCGGAGUCGUACAACACCGGAAUUGAAAGGAAGUGAGUGCGUGAUUUUAACUCAUUGAUUUGGGGAAUCGCCCGUACAUUUUUAUUUUACAGAAUAUAUGUGUAUACGGCUGGUAAAACACAUAUCGACAGAUGUUGUGAUCCCAAGACCAGUUCAUGUGUGACGUACAGGACGUCGGUUCAACUGUUAGGAAAUAACACAACGGGAUAUUGUUGACGGAGUCUGGGCCAGAAGGACUUAACAGUGAAAGGGACUGUCACGCAAACAACAAUGAACAACACUACGGAUGACUACCACUACGACUAUUUGUCGUCGGUGGAGACGGUGCCGUUGGCCGAGUUGAUACCGGUAGCCACGUUGUACAGUCUCAUGUUGAUGUGCGGCAUGCUCGGCAACGUGCUCGUCAUCUUCUCCAUCCUACGUUAUCGAUGCAUGCGCAACAUCACCAACACAUUUCUUUUGAGCCUGGCGUCAGCUGACCUCUUGUUGGUGGUCAUUUGCAUACCCGUAAAGUUAGCAGCCUUUUUCUCCUUCACCUGGACCUUCGGAGAGUUUCUGUGCAAGAGUGUCCACUAUCUUCAGAAUGUGUCUGCCAUCUGUUCCGUAUUUACCCUGACAGCCAUGAGUCUGGAGAGAUAUUACGCCAUCAUGUUCCCGAUGAGAGCCAAAUAUACGUGUACCGUUGGCAAGGCGUGUCGUGUCAUAGCUGUGCUAUGGCUGUUGUCGGGUCUCCUUGCAGUACCCAUUGUUUUCCAAAGAAUCCACAAGGAGGUCGGGGUGUACAGGAAGGGGUAUUGGUGCGUGAAGGACUGGGACCAGACGCUCUACAGCAGUCUAUACGAACUGUUCAUGCUGGGCAUUAUGCUUGUGUUCCCUGUUGCCAUCAUGACAUUCGCUUAUGUCAGCAUCUGUCUGGAGCUGUGGAUAAUGACCACCAGGAGGUCGGCCAUGAGGAGCGGCUUAGUUCUAGCUACAGGAACGUUCCGGUCACCGCCUUCAACUGAAAGCAGCCCCUACCACGUCACGUCAGAAAAGACCCCAGUGAUGAAGAAGCAGAAGUUCUCCACUGAUGAUGAUGCCACAAGGAAACAGGUCAUUAAGAUGCUAGUAGCAGUCAUCCUCAUCUUCGUGGUCUGCUGGGCCCCCAUUCUCAUCAGCAACGUCUUGACAGCGUUUCGGGUCAUACACCAUCUCAACUACGGCUACCUGAAGCCGAUGAGGCAGACUUUCUACCUUCUUGCUUACGCCAACAGUGUUAUGAAUCCCUUUAUCUACGGUUUCAUGUCGAAGCACUUCAGAGAUACGUUCUACCAGUCCUUGUGUAUGUGCGUCAAGGGGAGGGAGUUUCAAAGGAGGAGUCGUUUUCUACGACAGAAUUCCCAAAUGACAAGAUCGUCACACGCAGCUUACUGUGCCCAAGACAGUGUCCAGAUGUCGUCACUGGAGUCGCCUUAUGGAGCUUGUAGACCGGAAUUUGUAUGAGCGUUGUCAAAGGAUUGCUUCAGACGUGUGAUGUGGUCAUAAACUGGACAUAGAUAACAGAAGCGCAACGCUUUGAUCUUUGGGAAUCAUUUGCAGUAUGGUUCAUGAUGAAUGAGACAUUGUUCUUGAAGCAGGCGACAAGUCAACUUGAUCAGAGAGACACUUGACCUAUUGCAUCAAUACAGUGUUCAGUAUUCCCAAAGAGACUACGAAUC
This is a messenger RNA of Haliotis rubra (blacklip abalone), 2191 nucleotides long. RefSeq names its product QRFP-like peptide receptor. Gene Ontology annotation, cellular component: membrane. The coding region runs from base 765 to 1976 and encodes 403 amino acids. The record is from RefSeq and is a predicted model, not a curated record. Gene Ontology annotation, molecular function: neuropeptide Y receptor activity. Gene Ontology annotation, biological process: G protein-coupled receptor signaling pathway. The transcript has 6 exons. Lineage: Eukaryota; Metazoa; Mollusca; Gastropoda; Lepetellida; Haliotidae.